Messenger RNA from Ziziphus jujuba (common jujube), 2211 nucleotides. Its product is annotated as vacuolar protein 8. Bases 643 to 2052 code for a protein of 469 amino acids. Gene Ontology annotation, molecular function: protein binding. The record is from RefSeq and is a predicted model, not a curated record. Lineage: Eukaryota; Viridiplantae; Streptophyta; Magnoliopsida; Rosales; Rhamnaceae. The transcript has a single exon.
UGGUGAUUGGGUAUUAAUGGGUCUAUGUCGAACUAGUUCAUUUUUGUGUUGAAUGUUGAUGGGUCUUGCGUCUACGGCCCAUUGAGAUUCAAAUGGUACUGAACCACAUUGAUUAUACCGAUCCCAUACCAUCGAGGCCAUUUUUGAGUUCUGGGAUUCCGACAUACGCCAUGCGCUUUUUGGUCAUGCCUCGUGCGCCGCCCUGUCCGUACGGUUCUUCCCUGGUGUGGGAAACAUUACGUUGUUCGAAUCGGAGGUAAUGUCUGGGCAUCCAGACAAUCAAUCCAAACUGUAGACUGUCUGAUUUCUCAAUUCAAACCCUGCAUGUGAAAGCGUCUGCUCCAAAAGGGUACUGACUAUUAGCUCUUCUCUUUUUGCCAAUUGCCAAUUCGCUUUUGUGUUUCUGAUUGUUUGUGGAGAGACCCACUUUCCUAAGGCUUUGGUUUUGAUCAUCAUAUGUUAUACAAAAUCCAAUUGUUCUGUUUUCGUUUGUGUUUUUCUAAAGUCCAAAGUAAUCGAUUUUUACAUGUCAAAGUAGCCUAUUGUAAUUUGAGAGCUGUCUACACACUUGGUGUUGUUCUUUUGAAACUUGAAGAUUGAGUAUAAGACGUUAAUUUUAGAACCAAGAUUGGAUUUUGAAUAAUGGGUCACGCUCAGGUUGAAAAAUUCCAAGAAAACGUAAAUCCGGAUUGGGAACAAGCAUUCGACCGGUUUGAAAGUGUUAUAGCCUCUGGUUCCGAAGCUAUGCGUUUGCAAGUUACAAAAAGGCUAGCUGCUCUAUGUAAACGUGCCCCUGAACAUGUAUUGGUCCUCACAAUACCAAUCCUUGCCGGACUUCUUGGGGAUGACUCUUCAAAUGGUAGUAGUUCCAUCCAAGAAGCCGCUGCUUAUUGUUUAUAUCGUAUAGCCUGUCAAGGUGAGGAUCGAAUAGCAAUAGAGAUAGGUCAGUCUGGUGCUGUGCAAUCUAUACUGAGGUUACUGCCACGUUCUGAUAAUGGUUUUCAGAGAAUUCUAAUAAAAUGUUUAUGGGGUUUUGUUACUUUUGGUAAAGGGAAUCGUGUGAUUGUAGCGAGGAAUGGUGGAUUAGAGAUCAUAAUUGGCAUGUUGAACUCAUAUACAGAUGAUACUAGAAGGUACUUGUUAGAGAUUCUUAGUGCAUUGGCAUUGUUGAGCGAGGUUAGGAGGGUCCUUGCUAGUUUAGGUGGCCUUGGCUUUCUUGUUGAAGCUGCUAGUUAUGGUAGUGUGGUGUCUAGGGAAAGAGCUUGUCAAGCAAUUGGAUUACUUGGUGUGACAAGACGUGGUCGGCAUAUGCUUGUUGAAUUGGGGGUGAUACCAGCGCUUGUUGAGUUGUUUCGUGAUGGAGAUGUUACAACGAAACUUGUAGCAGGUAAUUCGCUUGGUGUUAUCUCGGCUCAUGUUGGUUACAUCAGACCAGUUGCUGAAGCUGGAGCAAUCCCUUUAUAUGCCGAGCUUCUUCAGGGUCCUGAACAUAUUGGUAGGGAGAUUGCAGAGGAUGUGUUUUGUAUAUUAGCUGUUUCUGAAUCAAAUGCAGUUUCCAUUGUUGAACACUUGGUGAGAAUUCUUAUAGAAGGUGAUGAUGAAGCUAAAGCGGCAGCUGCUGAUGUUCUGUGGGAUCUAUCGGGGUACAAACACGCUGUGUCUGUUGUAAGGAACUCGGGUGUGAUACCAAUUCUAGUUGAUCUUCUGAGUGAUAGAAAUGUUGAAGUUAAGGAAAAGGUCUCUGGGGCUAUUGCCCAGUUGAGUUAUGAUGAGGCAGAUAGAUUGGCACUUGCCAAUGCUGGGGCAAUUCCAGUUCUCAUCGAAUUGUUACAUGACGAUUCUGAAGAACUAAGGGACAAUGCUGCUGAGGCUCUUAUAAAUUUCUCUGAGGAUCCUUUGCAGCAUGACCAAGUAUCAACAGCAUUUGAUGCUCCUUCUUUCCAGAACAUGCAGAACAGGUUGGCUCAUAUGCGUGCUUCUGAUGAGCACACAGUCAGAUCCAUGAGGCGGAUGAGCAUUGAGCAGCUUGCAUGGAACCCAGAUCUUGUCUGAUUGUUUUUUGAUAUAGUAUCCCUUUAAGGUCUAGAAAUAGAUUGUAAAACAGCUUUUAUGAAUUUUACAUAUUGUGCAAUGUAAAUUUUAGCCUUCCUUGAUAAAUUUUUAUGUGCACUCACCUUUAUUGAAUAUUGAUGCGUGAAAUGCAAGAGGACA